AUGUUCAAAGGGUUGAGAAAGAAAGCUUCAAUUCUUUCACUUUAUACAACUACUUCAAAUCAAAGUAUAGAUUCAACAAAUGAACCAAAUUCAGAUCAAUCAAAUUAUGAAAAAGUUAUAAGACAAGUACAUGAUUUUGAAAUUGCUUUAAAGGCUAUGGAUUAUCUUUUAGAUGAUAGAACAGAUCAAGGAACUAAAUUAUUAGAAGAAGAAUCUAAAACUAUAUCAAUUGAUGGACAACCAAGAGCAGUUUUCCCAUUAGCCUUGGGUGUUAUGGAAUUUAUUGAAGCAACUUUAGGAUUUGAACCUGAAGUAAUGGCUAAAGCUCAUAAGACAUUAUCAGAAGCUGAAAAUAUAUCAAUUAAUAAUGCAAAAUAUAAUGUACGAUAUCAAUUAGCAACUUCAAAUAUUUAUCCUCCAGGUACUGAAUUUCAAGUUACUCAAGCUGAAUCUACAUUAUUAAAUGCUUUAUUAAUGUUAUUAACUGAAAAUAAUGGUAUGGUGGAAAGUGCUAAAGCAUUAUUUAAAUUAAGAAAAGCUUAUCAAAUUUUAGAUGCAGUUUAUAAAAAGAUUAAAGAACUGGAACCUAUUUUCAAUAAAAAUUUAGCAAAAUUAAGGAAAAAAGCAGCAGCUACAACAAAUGGAUCUUCUUUGAAACAAGGAUUGACUAUGAAUAAUAAUUCAAUAAGUACAGUUGAUUUACCAGGUUAUGAUUCUCAAACUAGUUCAACAACUUCAUUACCACAAGAUUUAAAAUUAAUGAAAAAUUUAGAAAAAAUAUUUCUUAUGAGAAAAGCAAGAAUUGAAGGUACAAAUUUGGGAAACAACACCACCAAAAAGAAUAUAAAUUUAUUUGAAGAUCUGAAUAGUUCAAUUACUUUAAUAAAACAAAGUAAUAAUAAUAGUCCACAAAAUCACACCCCAAAAAUAUUUAUUAAUGAAAAUUCAAAUUCAGAUGAUGAAGAAUUUGUAGAUGCUUUGGAAAAUUUAACAACUACAACUGAUUUAAGUAAUAAUGAUUUAUCCCAACCAACAAUUGAUUCAAGUGCUCAAUCUAUAUUAUCAUCAGUUGAAACUUCAGAAUCAUCACCUGUGUCUGAUUCUCACUUACAUGUUUCAACAACUGAUGAAUUCAUUCAUUCUGGUGUUCAAUUAUGUUUUGGGAUUUUACAAGUUGUGUUAUCUUUAAUUCCACCAGCUAUUGGGAAAGUAUUAUCAAUUGUUGGAUUUAAAGGUGAUAGAGAUAUUGGAUUAAAAUUAUUAUGGACAACUGCCAUAACAUCAAGAAAUGUUCAUGGAGAAUUAGCAUUAUUAUUUUUAUUAAUGUUUUAUGAUGGACCUAUACAAUUUGUUGAUACUGGAUUUAAAUUACCAAAUACAACUUCAAAUAAUAAUAUACUAUCUUUAGAAAAUAAAACUACUGUUUCUGAUAGUGAAUUACAAAAAAUUAUGGAUGAUCCACCUAAUUAUACUGGUCAAUUAUUAAAAAGAGCUCGUCAUCAUUUCCCACAUAAUGCAUUAUGGAUACUACAAGAAGGUAGAAUGUUAGCUGCUCAUGGUGAUUUAAUCAAAGCAAGUACAAUAAUGCAAAAUUUUACUGAUGAUAAAAAUAAUAAGAUUCAAAUGCAACAAAUUGAAGCUUUAUUAGUAUUUGAUAGAGCUAUGAUUUAUAUGUAUAUGCAUGAAUAUGAUAAAGCAGCAAGAGAUUUAAUAUAUUUAAUUGAAAUUAAUUCAUGGUCAAAAGCUGUAUAUUUAUUUAUGGCAGCUGCAUGUUAUCUUGAAAAAUAUAGAAUGAUUAAAAUGGGAUUAGUCAAAGUUGAUAAUAUUGAAGAAGAAAGUAAAAAAUAUUCUGAAUUAUUUUCAAAAUAUAUGAAAUUGUCAUUAAGUUAUGUACCUGGUCAUGGAUCAAAUGCUCAAAAAAAAGGAGGGCUUGGAGGAUCUGGAAAACAAAUGCCAUUUGAUAAAUUUUUGUUGAGGAAGUGUAAACAUAUUGAAAAUCGUAAAAAACAAUAUCCAAAUUUAUCAUAUGCUGAUUUAGUUGGUACUUCAUUAGUUCAUGAAUUAAUAUAUUUUUGGAAUGGAUAUAAUAGAAUGACACAAGAUAAUUUUAAAAUUGCUUUAAAAUUAUUAGGAUAUUCAGGAGCUGCCAAUACUGAAUUAUCAGCAAAUACUACAAAUCAUUCCUACGCUAAAAUUGAAGAAACAGAAGAUGAAGCAAUGAUUAGAUAUUUUUUACAAUCUAUAAUAUUAAGACAAUUAGGUCAAGUAAAAGAAGGUUUAAAAAUAUUAGAUCAGCACGUAAUUUCAAAAUAUGUAAUAUCAGAUCAACCACAAUUUAGAUUUCAUAAAUUAUCAUAUAGUCCAUAUAUUUAUCCAACUGCAUUUUAUGAAAAAACAAUGUUUAUUUGGUUGCUAAAAACAAGAUUAUCUGAAAAUGUUGAUAUAAAAUCUGCAGCAAAUGAAAGUAAAAAUUGGUUAAAAAAAGCAGAAAUUGUUGGUGAAGGUGAUUAUGAAUUAAGUAAUAGAACUAGUAUGCGUAUAAAAGCAGCUGGUGAUAGAUUAGAUUUAUAUAGUUAA
Lodderomyces pseudojiufengensis is the source of this 2577-nucleotide messenger RNA. RefSeq names its product Iml2p (gene IML2). The transcript has a single exon. Lineage: Eukaryota; Fungi; Ascomycota; Pichiomycetes; Serinales; Debaryomycetaceae. The record is from RefSeq and is a predicted model, not a curated record. The coding region runs from base 1 to 2577 and encodes 858 amino acids. Gene Ontology annotation, cellular component: cytosol; mitochondrial outer membrane; nucleus. Gene Ontology annotation, molecular function: protein binding.